This is a messenger RNA of Anastrepha ludens (Mexican fruit fly), 2582 nucleotides long. RefSeq lists its product as uncharacterized. The transcript has a single exon. Bases 333 to 2354 code for a protein of 673 amino acids. NCBI's taxonomy places the organism in Eukaryota, Metazoa, Arthropoda, Insecta, Diptera, Tephritidae. The record is from RefSeq and is a predicted model, not a curated record.
AACGACAAUUGCUUGAAUCGUUCACUUGUUCCGUCCGCUAUACUGUACAUACAAGCGCCAUAUAAUCACCAAUACAUAGAGACAAAACCGAGCCAGAAUGUCUGGCAAAUGCUAGAGUAAUUUUGCUGCUAAUCGUUUAGUGUGGAAAGAAGAAACGGCGCAAUCGAACGUGUAUCAUCGGAAGCCGCAUGAUUACAUACGGAAAUAUAGUAUUUUUUUAUACCUAGAACAAUUUAAGCUUUUCAAGCGAUAUUUAAUAUAAUUUGAUGUGAAUAUCCAACGUUAUGUUUUGGAAUGAAAAAACUGUUUGAAACUUAUUGUGUUUUUAUAUAAUGAUAUCUAAGUCAAAUAAUACCCAAGUGCCAACAGCAGCAAUAAGUAUUUUACAAAACACACAUACAACAUUCAAUAUGGCAAGUAAUGGUGGCGCGAGCAGUUUUACAAGCAACUCAAAAAUGGGCUCUCGGCGAAUAUUUACACCACAUUUUAAGCUUCAAGUAUUAGAAUCAUAUCGAAAAGAUAGUGAUUGUAAAGGCAAUCAACGAGCAACUGCUAGAAAGUACAAUAUACAUAGACGACAGAUUCAAAAAUGGUUACAAUGCGAAUCGAAUCUAAGAUCAUCAGUCGCCAGUAUAAAUCACAGUGGAUUAAAACACCAGUUUCAUAAUGUGAGUCAGCAACAACAAGUGCCGAUUAUAAUCCCAACGAAUAAUAAUAGUCAGUUCGGCUACCAUCACUUUGAAAGUAAAUCUCAGCAACUGCCCUUGGACACAGCCAGACAAAGUGUCGCUACAAAUUCUACAACAGUGCCAUCAAUACCAGUUGUGAUUCCAUCAACGAAUGCAUCAACACAAGGGGUGUAUGCAGCGGCGAACUUGGCCGCCGUUGUGGCUGCCGCUGCAGCUGCGGGAGCAGCGGGUGCUAUGGCUAUUGCCAGCACUUCAACUACAAAUACAUCGCCACCACUAUGCCAGACUGUAGUAAGUGGCAACGCCGCGGGAAUAUCGUCACCAAUACUUCAUUCUCAUCACCUUCAGCCGCACCACCACCAUCAUCAUCAUUACGAUGCGCCAUACACACAUGCAUCGACUAAUAUAUCUAUACCAAUGCCUGUCCUAACACACAUUUCCCCGCAACAUCAUCAACACUACCAAUACCACAACUUACCGUCGCAUACCCAUACGCUACUACAACCACAAUCUCGGGUGUCAACAGUACCGUCAUUAAUGCCGUCAGCUUGUCUACCUGUGAAUGUUUUGUCUGCAACCAACUUGGCUUCUACAUGCUUGCCAGAAACCAACGUAACACCGGAGGAAAUCGUAUACAAGCGAAGUGAGGGAAUAAAUUCUAUUGAAUUACGCGAUGCAACGAAAAUAGUAGUGGACAAUGUUGAAAAUUGUUGUGCCCGUAUAUCUUUAAAUAAAUAUCUUCAUAAUACAUGCAUUGAAAGUCAAAAGGAAUAUACCUUGCAAAACUAUAACGUAACACAGGGAUUAUCAAACACAUCGUGCCUAACUGUUACACCAAUAGAUCUGUCUAUUGGUUCUCGUCGUGAAAAUGCCGAGAAUAUAAAUUGUAGUUUGAGACAUUUACCUAAAACUGAUGAUGUGGCCGAAAAUAAAAACGAGAGUGUCGUUGAUUUGACUUUUAGGAAGCGUAAGGUUAUUUCGAGAAAUGACCAAGCAACUAAAAUCAUGCGGAGCUCGGAGAAUGAUUCUAGUAAUUUAUUUGCGAAAGUUAAAGAAUUAAAUGAAAGUGUUGAUGAUCAUAUCGAAGUAGAAAUGGAUAUAAAAUCACCUCCUCCAAAACCAGUAAAAUUAUUUAAACCAUAUCUUUUAGACGAAAAAGAGGAAAAACAUGAAGAAAAUGAAACUAAGAUCAUUUCAGAAAAAAAUUCUGCUAAAAAUAUUUCUGAUGAUAAGCUUGAUAACAAAGAGGGAUGCAUAUCACCAAGAUUCAGUUUCGAUAGUGAAACACGACACACCAAUUUUCACCUCUCAAAUGUGAUCGACCAUAAUUUUCAAGUAGGAAGUACUUGCUUUCAGGGAUGUAAGCCAUUAAAUCUUCCAAGUGCCUUUAACAUGACGACAAUUUCAGCUUUAUCUCCAGUGAUCCCCUGUGCUGAAGGAUCACCCGUUUCUGGAUAUGAGAGUUCAUCAUCAACAUAUAGUGAAUCAUCUUACAAAGAAGAGUUUUACAGAAUAAAGGAAGACCGUGCUUGUAGUAUUGACCUUCAAGUGCAUACGGUUUGCGACAAUUUCACUUGCCAAGAAAAUUGCGUUCAAAAAUGGUUAAGUCAAGAUGCAAACUCGAACCCACCGGCAACUAAUGCUUCCAUUGUUUUAUAUGCUUAAAUAUUUAGAUUGUAUGAAAUGUAAUUUUUAUUUAUGUAUACACAUAUAUGCAGCAAUCUUCAAAGUAAAGAAUUUUGGGGACCACAGGUUUAGAUUUUAAAGAAAUUUGACAUGUGGAAAUUAUUGAAAUCUUUAGAGAGAUUUAAGAAGGCUGUAUAAAUGUAUUCUAAAAUAAUGGCAAUAACUAUUUAAUAUAUUUAUAAUAAAAAUUUACCAUCAUAUACUAGA